This is a messenger RNA of Gasterosteus aculeatus aculeatus (three-spined stickleback), 2376 nucleotides long. The record is from RefSeq and is a predicted model, not a curated record. Lineage: Eukaryota; Metazoa; Chordata; Actinopteri; Perciformes; Gasterosteidae.
AUGGACGCGGUGCGCCCCUGACGCUCUCUCUCUCUCUCUCUCUCUCUCUCUCUCUCUCUCUCUCUCUCUCUCUCUCUCUCUCUCUAAUUCAGGAUGGACUUGUCUCCUUCUUUUCACCUUUACCACUGACGCCGCGUUACUUCGGUUAGACAUUCCUGUGCAAGGGGUUUAGAGCUGAUCCUCUCACCGCUGUUUCGCCUUUACACUGGGUGUUUUUUAUUUGGGGUUGAACACACUCAUAUCCGGAUUCCGAGAUGGGAAUGUAUCGCCAUGUGAUGCUUUUGCACUGCUAUUUCGCCUCGAGUUUCUUGUGCACCGCCGUCGCCUUCGUAGAGGAGCCCGUCGGCGGCAGGUCGGACGGUUACUGCGGGCGGAUCCUCCGGGCGCAGACCCAGGGGACCCGUAAGGAGGGGCACCACGAGUUCAGGAUCAGAGUCGAGGGGGACCCGGCAAGCUACCAGCCGGGCAGCACCUACAGAGUGGUCCUGCUGGCAACCAGCCCCUCUUAUUUCCGGGGUUUCACCCUCAUUGCGCUGAAGGAGGGCAGGGAAGGCACCGUGGACGACGACUACAUUGGCCAGUUCCAGAACAUUGAUGAGGAGGAUACGCAGUUCAUGACCAACUGUGCCCCUGCUAUGACGGAGAGCACCCCCCGCAGACGCACCAGGAUACAGGUCUUCUGGACGGCGCCACCCACCGGGUCUGGCUGUGUUAUAAUGAAGGCCAGUAUUGUCCAGAAGAGGGUCAUUUAUUUCCAGGAUGAAGGCUCUCUCACUAUUCGACUGUGUGAGAAAGAACGUGUGUUCGGCGAGGCUACUGGAGCUCCUGCCAUGGAAUGCUGUGCAUGCGGAACAGCAAAGUACAGACUUACCUUCUAUGGCAACUGGUCAGAGAAAGUACAUCCCAAAGACUACCCGAGACGGGCCAACCACUGGUCAGCUCUGAUUGGUGCUUCUCACUCCAGAGGCUAUGUGCUAUGGGAAUAUGGGGGCUACGCCAGUGAGGGUGUCCGCCAGGUUGCUGAGUUCGGCUCCCCCAUCAAGAUGGAGGAAGAAAUUCGACAGAAGGGAGAUGAAGUGCUUACUGUCAUCAAGACUAAGGCUCAGUGGCCAGCAUGGCAGCCACUCAACCUGCGAGCAGCUCCAUCAGCUGAGUUUUCUGUUGACCGGACCUGUCACCUGAUGUCCUUCCUCACCAUGCUGGGGCCUAGCCCAGAUUGGAAUGUGGGGCUGUCGGGAGAGGACCUCUGCACCAAGGAGUGUGGCUGGGUCCAGAGGCUCGAGACGGACCUCAUUCCCUGGGAUGCAGGCACUGACAAUGGUGUAACAUAUGAGUCCCCCAACAAGCCAACCAUUCCUCAGGAGAAGAUCCGACCAUUGACCAGUUUGGACCACCCCCAGAGCCCGUUCUACGACCCAGAGGGGGGUGCAAUUACCCCUAUUGCCAAGCUGGUGGUGGAACGAAUUGCCAGAAAGGGAGAGCAGUGCAACGUGGUCCCGGACACCAUAGACGACAUUGUUGCUGAUAUUGGACAGGAAGACAAGGAGGAAGAUGACACACCAGAGACGUGCAUCUACUCGGGUUGGUCUCCCUGGUCAGCCUGUAGCAGCGCAACAUGUGAAAAGGGACGCAGGAUGAGGCAGAGGAUGCUGAAAGCCCAGCUGGACCUCAGUGUGCCGUGUCCCCACACCCAAGAUUUCCAACCCUGCAUGGGGCCAGGAUGCAGCAUUGAGGAUAGCCUUCUGUGCAUGCUGUCGCCCUGGUCCGACUGGAGCGAUUGCAGCGUAACGUGUGGGCGGGGCUUACAAACACGUCAGAGGAUGCUGAAGUCGGAUCCCGCCGGGUGCUCCGAGGAGCUGGAGCAGAUGGAGAAGUGCAUGCUGCCCGAGUGCCCCGCCGAUUGCAUGGUCUCUGAGUGGUCUGAGUGGUCUGAGUGCAAUAAGUCCUGUGGCAAAGGACACACCAUCCGCACCCGUAUGGUCAAGCUGGAGCCGCAGUUUGGGGGCAGGGCUUGUCCCGAGACCAUCCAGAGGAAGAAGUGCAAAAUCCGAAAGUGCCGGACGAAAGAAGGAAGUAGGGGCGCAGUCGGAGGGGCAGUCGGAGGACAGAGAAGGAGACGAGGAAAACAGGGAAGAGACUCAGUGGCCGAGGAGCAGUCAGGUUGCAGGAUGCAGCCAUGGACCGCCUGGACGGACUGCACCAAACCGUGCUCGGGGGGGAUCCAGGAGCGCUUCAUGGUGGCGAAGGAAAGAGACAAAGGUGCCAUGGCGGUUGGCUGCAAGGACCGGAAGGAGGUCCGCGCCUGUAACGUCUAUCCCUGCUGAAGGGGUUGGGGCUGAAAAGGUAUUACUACUGAGCAUCAGAGGAGGGGGAGUA